Messenger RNA from Mollisia scopiformis, 1142 nucleotides. RefSeq lists its product as uncharacterized. Lineage: Eukaryota; Fungi; Ascomycota; Leotiomycetes; Helotiales; Mollisiaceae. Gene Ontology annotation, cellular component: cytosol; spliceosomal complex. The coding region runs from base 52 to 939 and encodes 295 amino acids. The record is from RefSeq and is a predicted model, not a curated record. The transcript is spliced from 2 exons. Gene Ontology annotation, biological process: mRNA cis splicing, via spliceosome.
ACAACAUCCUCACUCUUCGCACCUGCUGCUGCCUUCGUCGCAACCGCAAUCAUGCCUCCAACGACGUUACAUGUCCAGCCUCAACUGAAUUUCUUCACUGCGCUCGAAGAUCACCAGUCGCAUACUCCAGAAACAUUCUACGAUGCUAAGCCUGUGCUUCAUUACCACUCGGCGGAUAUCACUGCAUUGAGUGCUCGGGAUCAGGUCGCGCGGCUUCCAUUCUUCUCAUCUGCCACAGAUGGAACCGCAACAGAGGUAGAGGGGGACGGCAGUGCCGUGAAUGAGCAAGUAACGGCGUACAUCAGCUCCGAAAACGUCACAAUUUUCAAUUCAAAUGCAAAUAUUGGCCUUUCGAUUCCCUACCCUGCCAUCUCCCUGCAUGCAAUACAACGACUGGAUGAUCCGUGCCACCCAGGACAGCAAGUACAAGGACUUUACAUGCAGCUUGAGUUGUUGGAUCCCCUGGCAGUCAGUGACGAUGACGAGCCCGAUGUGGUGGAAUUGACUCUGAUACCCCCGACUACCGGGAAUACCAGCGACAUCCAAAAGCUUUUCGACGCGGUCUCGAAUUGCUCGAAUCUGCAUCCAGAUCCUAGCUUUGAAGGCGAUGAAGAUAUGGAAGAUGGCGAUGAUCGGAUAGUUUUCGAAGGAAAUGUUGGUUAUGAAGGUAUCAGCGGACUUCCGGGAGUACAAAGAGGUGCUGCUGAUGGUAGUCUGCCUCCGCCAUUCCCGGGCAGUGGGGGAUGGAUCACUGCUGAGAACGUGUCAGAAUACUUUGACGAGGAUGGCAAUUGGAUUGGAGGAGAAGAGGCCGGGAAUGCAGAGAGUCUGGGAGACGGCGCCGGAAGGAUCAGAACGCGGGAGGAAAUGGAUGGUGGUGUGAAUGGCGACGGAGAUAAUCAUGAACUCGAUGAUAACAAACGGCCGAGAACGGAUUGAGGUUGGGAUUGAGGAAGAGAAUGAGGAAGCAUGUUGCGAGGGAAGAUAAGAAAUGAAACGGGCUAGAAACCGACCAGCUGGUACGCCGCCAGGCCCCUGAAUCUGUCAAAUAUCAAAUAUCCAAAGGCGAAAAUGGACAUGCUUGCGAGUGCCAUGCAACGGUACCGAAUGUCUGGACACCUAAAUUGUGGGAAGUUGUCAGC